Molecule: messenger RNA, 677 nt
Organism: Polistes dominula (European paper wasp)
Lineage: Eukaryota; Metazoa; Arthropoda; Insecta; Hymenoptera; Vespidae
Source: RefSeq, a predicted model, not a curated record
AUUUUUGUUAGUACAAUAAAAUGGAUAUUUAUUGUAAAGAAAAAUUGUCUCUGUGAUGAAUCAAGAAUAGGAUGAAAAUGUGGCAAUAUCGAAAUCAUCGUUGUUGUGCCAGAACAUUUUCUUCACGUCAAACUUCUAGGUCUCACGUGAGAAAAUCGAAAAGCUGUUCCAGUUGUCACAAUUCCAAGAAAAUAUUACCCCAAGUAAAGUUAGACGACAGUCACGACGAUAAAAAUCAUGUUUUUGGCAAUAGCAGAUCUUUCAUGAAUAACGAAGAACAACAACAAUACAAAAGAAAAGAUAUGAUUGAGCCUAAACCUAAAAGCAAACUGAGAUAUUUGUCGGAGUAUAAAAAACGUAAUUGCAAAAAAAUGUCACCUACGAGUGUAUCAACGAGAAAUAAAGAUCCAACGAUUGUUAGAAGAAAAAUAUCGAAAAUUUCUCAAACCACAGAUGACACCAACAAAUCUACCGUUGUAAUGGAAUUUUCAACUAUACAAAAAAUAGUACAAUUAGUUGACAAUAAUGGUGAAGUGUCAACUGCAAAGGUUACGGUUAUACCUGCACAGGAUAUUAUUGAGAAAAAUAAAAAUUUUGAUUUAAAUGGUAUCAAUAAAUUUGACGAUUGUGUUGUUGAUACAACUGUUGACAAAAUUUCACGUUCUACGAUACGUUAA